AUGAGAUUAGUAAAAUAUAACGUUAUAAAGGCCUUUGAAAAUUAUCUGCCAACCCUCAACGAUUUCGAAAUAGCCCAUGAGAAUGUACCAACACUCGGUCCAGGUGAAUUUCUUGUCAAAGCCGUGUACAUAAGCGUGGAUCCAUACAUGCGAUCUUUUGCCCAUCGUCGAAAGGUGCCUUAUGAACAAUUUGGCUUUCAAGUCGGCAAAGUUGUCGAAAGCCAGAACUCCGAAUAUCCGGAGAAUGUGUACGUAGUUUCACAUUCUGGAUGGCGUGAAUACACAGUCCUGAACGGUAAUCCCGACGACAUAUUUAGUUUAAAACCUUAUCAGCCUCAAAUUGGGAACUUACCCCUGUCUCUUUCACUUGGAGCGCUAGGAAUGCCCGGUAUGACAGCUUACCUCGGCAUGGUGGAAAUAUGCAAGCCGAAAAAAGGUGAAGUGGUAUGCGUAACAAGUGCGGCUGGAGCCGUCGGUUCAAUAGCCGGCCAAAUAGCAAAAAUAAAGGGCGCCACAGUCAUUGGAUUCGCUGGAACCGACGAAAAAGUGCAAAUGUUGCUUGAAGAACUAAAUUUCGACCAUGCGUUUAACUAUAAAAAGGAAAAAGAUAUAAUGGGAACGAUACGAUCGACUGUGGAAGGGAUAGAUUGUUAUUUUGACAACGUUGGCGGAGAGUUAGCUAUGACGAUUCUAAAAUGUAUGAAUCCGGAAGGCCGCGUCGCAGAGUGUGGUUCCAUAAGCACGUACGGGAAAUCGCUGGCUAACAAGAAGCCGGCUUUACCUGGCUCAGUUAAGAUUCAGUCUUUUAGCUUUGCACAAUGGGAUUGGUCGCAACAAAGCGCGGCCUUACAACACAUUCGCCACUGGAUAGAAAAAGGUGCCAUUAAAGUGAAAGAGUCCGUCGCAAAUGGUUUCGAAGUACUGCCAGAUACAUUCAUUGCUAUGCUGAAAGGUGAUAACGUUGGAAAGUCCUUGGUUAAAGUUUAA
Arctia plantaginis is the source of this 987-nucleotide messenger RNA. The record is from the annotation of a GenBank genome assembly. NCBI's taxonomy places the organism in Eukaryota, Metazoa, Arthropoda, Insecta, Lepidoptera, Erebidae.